Labrus mixtus (cuckoo wrasse) is the source of this 4171-nucleotide messenger RNA. RefSeq names its product protein TUNAR-like. The transcript has 2 exons. The coding region runs from base 711 to 968 and encodes 85 amino acids. The record is from RefSeq and is a predicted model, not a curated record. NCBI's taxonomy places the organism in Eukaryota, Metazoa, Chordata, Actinopteri, Labriformes, Labridae.
GCUAGUUAGAGAUACACGCUUAGGCACUGGAGCGCAUGUAAAGGUAUGUCAGGUUGCAACAUCAUAUAGAGCAAGCAGGGGAUUCCACCACUUAAGCAGGGGUGCCUUUUCCCCCCUUAUUUAUUUCAGUUUUAAAUAUUUUAUAGCCAAAAUAGUAAAGAAGUACAAGUUUAAUAGAGGAGAUAAGCCUUUCACUGAGUUGUUUUUUGUGUCUCCUCAGGAGAGACAAGACUUAAAUCUCUAUUUUCUUGUUAAGCUUUGUGGAAAAAAAGGACAAAAGGAGGAUGGAAAUGUACAUUUGAAAAGCUUUUCCCACCCCCAUCUGCCUAUCAACUGACUCCAUUCUUCAACUUGACAUCAUUCUUCCACAGACAAGAAGAAGAAGAAGAAGAAGGAGGAGGAGGAGGAGGAGGAGAAGCAGUGUCGGGGAGGCAAACAAAACAGACAGAGAAAGAGGAGGAAGAGCAAAGAGGAGGUGGGCAGCACAGUUUCAGCACUCACAGGGCUGAGGAGGAGAAAGUGAAAACAAAGAGAAGUUGGCCACUAGUGAGAUGAAAUUCUGGGAAGAGACGCUGGAGCGCUUCAGGGUACGAUAUCCACUGAGAGCCCUGAAAUUGGACUGCCUGGAAGACAAGCCAGCCCUCUCUGGAUCCUGUGCCCCUCCACAGCCAAAGGAUGAGAGGGGUUUACUUUCACCUUAGUUGCCAGGGAUGUCUGUGCACUACGGAAAGGCAUCCCCCUCCAGCAUGCCCAAUGCUAUGUUAUUCCUGAUGCUUUGCAAGACUGGUCAGAGACGGAAACUGCAGACUUUUCCUGGGAAAAUGGUAAACAAUCUACACAGUGAUGAGGAAAAGGGAAUCCAAGACAAGGAAAGUAAGGAGGAGAGCAUCUUGGCCAUGUUGGGCAUCAUUGGGACUGUCCUCAACUUGGUAGUCAUUAUCUUUGUCUACAUUUACACCACCCUGUAGAUUUUACAGUACUUUAAACACAGCAGAUUAGAGCUGUCCGCGCCACUGCUGCAUAGCUAUAUUGACUGAUCUAGUUAUGAGGUUGACAGGAGGUGCGAUAAAAACGCCUACCUUCCCUGGAGGUGAACUGGAUCUAAGACUAUGUGAUCGCCAAAUGGCAUCAAUCCUGCAUCUCUUCAAACAGCCAAGACUAUGGGAAAUCAGCUUGUACCUCUUCGAUUUACAGCUAGAAAUAUCCAGAAUACCUUUUGUACACUUGUACAUUAACGCAUGAAGAUGGCAAGAGACGCUUAAAGGAUGCAGCUUUUUACCAACAGAGGGACUUCAAAGGCUGCAAAGAAAGCAUGGAUACUUUUGGAAACUGUUUUUUUCCUCAAAUGAUUAACUGAAAAAUGGAAAUAUUACUGAUUUGCUGACAUGGGUUAAGGAGAAGAUGUACAGCGAAGGUACACACAGGUAUCUGCUUUGGUGUUUGUCGGUUUUUCUUAAUGAAUAUCUCAGUGAAACACAAUGUCAAUCUGUUUGUACAAGAUCAAAACUGACUUCAUGUUUUUAUACUGUAUUUAUAUUUUUUCUGUAAUAAUUGACUUUGGAGAGUAGAUUAUUGAAGAGGUGACUAAUCAACUGAAAAUGGGUUACAUUCAAAUGGUUUUAAGUAGUUUAACCUGCACAUACUGUAGUGAUACAUAAUAUGGUGUUUUGAACAGGCAUUCAGUCUGUUUUAAAGUGCUAUCCAUGAACAUGUGCACUUGAAAAUGUGGUUCAAAUGGAAGAUCAGAAAGAGUGGUUUUAAUUAAGUUGCUAUGUCAUGCCACAGUUUAAUGUUUCACUUCACUUUUUAUUACUUCAGCGUCAUUCAUUGGUGAGAAACUUAUCUUAACAUUUGGUAAAGUCUCAGCUCGGAAGGCGGAGGACUGACUAGGUUCACUUUGAGUUCAGAUCAUGGGUAACACUUUCAUCUGUUCACCUGAAGGUCUAUAUAGAAUUUACACAACACGACAGCAAAGGAUAGUCUCCAUUUGUAUCUAUUAUUAUCAGUUUACAAUAUUCAAAAUGUUGACUUGUGUACAAUGAAUAUACUGUAUGCCUUAAAAUGUAAGGGAAUAACUAUUUCCAUGAUGUGUUAUCAGGUAAUUGCUACUUCGUGAAAGGAAACACUUGCUGUAUGUAUGUGUUCUUUGAUGCCUAUGACAUGUUUUUAAUUCUGAAAGUAUGUUUUAAUUUAUUGGGUAAUUCUUAAAUGAUACUUCUUUGCCUAAAAACAACUUGCAAACCCUUUGAUUUCUUAAAUCAUGACCAUAUGAAAUUUCCAGAACUAGGUCAACUUCUUUCAUUCAUUUUGACUAUUUCUGGGCAAUACUGUGAAUGUUGUUAAAUUGAUGUAAUCACAGAAGAAUUAUGAGUGACUUUUGGUCUCAAGUCAAAAAAUCUGUCCAUCUGAAAGGCUCUGAGGUUCCAUUUUUAAUUAGAUACGGUAGUAGUUCAACAGUUUGGGAAAUGCACUAUGAGUCUCUGCUGGUUGAAUUCUGUGAACUUUUCAUGAAUUUACAACCAUUGUACAUUAAAUAGUAUGUUUUUAAGGCACUGAUAGGCGUAUGUUUCACCUUUGGACAGACCUAUGCUAGGUAUUUCUACCAUUUACAUUCUUUUCGCUAAGCUGAUCGUCUUUGGCAGCCCACUUGCAGCAAAUGAUGUAAAAGUAAUGGGACUUCGUACCUGCAUGCAUUGCAAACACUAAAGUCCAAUAUUAGAUUGUGAUAACUCAUCCGUUUUGACCUUAUGAAGGAUAAUCAUUAUUCACAAGAAUGCGUGUAGUUGACCUAAUUGAUGGGCAGGCAAGUUGUAGCUGUUUGUCAGGAGGCUUAUGAUCCUCCUCACCUUCUGCUCUUGGACUGUAGUUAGAGUGAGACAGCAUUUCCAGAAUGCUGAUUGUCAUCAACGGGCUUCCGAAGCCCCCUGCAGUUCACAGUUGAGUGACGUCUAUUCACAUCAACUACAUGCUGCUUACUGUUACCAUGACGGUGGUCAAAUCACUAUUGUUACGAUGGUGGACCAUUUGGAAAGAUAAUCCAAAAAAACCUGUCCUUCAUGUUGCUUCAUCCUACCAAACUUAAUUAAAAAAACAUCUCAAUUAAGUCUUUUAAUAGAGUUUUCAUUGUGCAACUUCAACUUGGACAUGCCUCCUGUCCACAGUUUUUACAGUACAGUCAAUCUCUCUUUACAGCUUCUUCAAGAAAAUGCAGAUUUGUAGGCAUAGGAAUAGAUUUUUGUAUCAGAGUGAUCUGGUUUAUGUUUGUAGUCUGAGAAGUAUCGUCCACUGGUGUUUUAGUGGACAUUGGUUAUUUGCAGGAAAACGGGCAUAUGGAGAGCAAAUUGGGCGCAAAGCAAUCACCCGGAAUUAAAUCAUUGAACCACAAUUAGCCUUUAGAAAAGGUCUUACUGCUUAUAAUACCCCUGACUAUCACUAACCGCUAGCUACACCAGUCGCCCCAAAAAGUCAACAGAAGCAGAUAUCAUCAUCGUCAGAAAAUAGUCAAUGGUUUCAAUGGAACUUCUGUGUAUCUUAGUGACUCACAAUUUUCCAGUGUAACAAUGUAUUAUUUGUGUUAGGAUUCAUAUGAACAACUGGCUUUGGCUUCAAACUUAUAAUCUGACUCAGUAUGAAUGCAAUAAGCAUACUUUCUAAAAUGUCAAACAAUCGGAAGUCUUUAAUUAUUAAUGUGCCAUAUUUACAGCUUGUAGGGCUACAUGACAACAGGCUAUUCACAAUAAUAUUUGUUUUUAUCGGUCAACAACCUCAUUGUUUCAGAAAGUGCCUAAGAUCAAAGCGUCUCAACCUCAGCUGUCUCAAGGUGAAGGAAAAACUAACCAGUGAGAGGAAGACUUAAGCAGAAAAACCUGCCCCCUGAUCCACUUGCCAUUCAUUCAUUCAUUCAUUCAUAAAAGGACUUGAUUUCUACUUCACAAUCAAGUUAAUCAAUUAUUGCUUUUUUUUUUUGUCUUGGUGAGGGGCUUUUUCAACAGUAUCAGGAAAACGAAGGCCUAGAAAGCACAUGGACAAGUCUUACGAAUGUAUUCAUAUUCAAUGUAAAAAUGGAUUAUACUUAUGGUUUAUUUAUGUUCUCUUAAUAUGUAAUAUAUAUUUAUUAUCAUGUUUUAUUUAUUUAUGUGUAUGCUAUUUCAAAUAAACUAAUUUAAUAUUC